This is a messenger RNA of Necator americanus (New World hookworm), 363 nucleotides long. RefSeq lists its product as uncharacterized. The coding region runs from base 1 to 363 and encodes 120 amino acids. The transcript has 5 exons. The record is from RefSeq and is a predicted model, not a curated record. Lineage: Eukaryota; Metazoa; Nematoda; Chromadorea; Rhabditida; Ancylostomatidae.
AUGGGUUGGCGCAAGAUGCGCGCGAAUUCCCCGAAUGAGUUCUCCGGUUUAUUCCGAAGUCUGCAGGUAGAAUCGAGAGCCAAGAUCAGAAGCUGGCGAGUUGAGAUCUCACCAGGAUCAUCUGACACCACACAGACAGAGCAUUUUCUACUUCUAUUCGGGGCUGUAAGAGCAGCUAGCGCUGGCGAUGUACUGACACCAUCAAUAGUAAACAAGAUCUCCCAUCGACAAUUGAUCUCAUCUGCCUAUCUAGUAAAUAGGUCAGUACAAACGUACCUCGUGUUUCGUGCUCACAUUUUGCGCCUUUGUUCGUGUUCGUCUCGCUGCCCUCUUUCACGUCGUCAUAAUGGCCGCUGGGAUUGA